UACAGUGACCCGGAAAAACAAUCCACAGCUUCCGGGUCAUUCGUGCAUGUCGCUAUUCUGUGUAGUUUGCAACACUUUUGCAAUUUUAGGUUUAAUACAUUUCUUGUAAACAUGUCCCGGGGUUCUAGCGCGGGGUUCGACCGUCACAUCACCAUCUUCUCUCCGGAGGGAAGACUUUACCAAGUAGAAUAUGCAUUCAAGGCCAUAAACCAGGGUGGUCUGACAUCAGUUGCUGUUCGGGGGAAAGACUGUGCUGUAGUCGUUACACAGAAAAAAGUGCCAGACAAGCUGCUUGAUUCUUCCACUGUCACACACUUAUUCAGAAUCACAGAGAACAUCGGCUGCGUGAUGUCAGGAAUGACAGCUGACAGCAAGUCUCAAGUGCAGCGAGCUCGAUAUGAGGCCGCCAACUGGAUGUACAAGUAUGGUUAUGAGAUUCCAGUAGACAUGCUUUGUAAAAGGAUCGCUGACAUCUCUCAGGUUUAUACACAGAAUGCAGAGAUGAGGCCGCUCGGCUGCUGCAUGAUUGUGAUUGGUGUAGAUGAGGAGCUCGGGCCACAGGUGUAUAAGUGUGACCCAGCAGGUUAUUACUGUGGCUUCAAGGCCACGGCUGCAGGAGUCAAGCAGACAGAGGCUACAAGCUUCCUGGAGAAAAAAGUGAAGAAGAAACUUGACUGGACCUUUGAGCAGACAGUUGAGACGGCGAUCACUUGCUUGUCAACUGUUCUGGCGAUCGAUUUUAAGCCAUCGGAGUUGGAGGUAGGCGUCAUCACAGCAGAGGAUCCGAAAUUCAGGAUUCUGUCAGAGUCAGAGGUGGACACUCAUUUGGUGUCUCUGGUUGAGAGGGACUGAGAUCUCCAAGGUGCUGCUCACAGUAUUCAGAUAGGAUCCCGUUCUGAGCUUUUGUUCUUAUGUAAAUUCCCCGUUCCAUUAAAUACAUUUUGAGAAAAAUA
Messenger RNA from Carassius gibelio (silver crucian carp), 953 nucleotides. It is a transcript of the gene psma6b, whose product is annotated as proteasome 20S subunit alpha 6b. The record is from RefSeq and is a predicted model, not a curated record. Gene Ontology annotation, biological process: ubiquitin-dependent protein catabolic process. The coding region runs from base 112 to 852 and encodes 246 amino acids. The transcript is spliced from 7 exons. Gene Ontology annotation, cellular component: cytosol; nucleus; proteasome core complex, alpha-subunit complex. Lineage: Eukaryota; Metazoa; Chordata; Actinopteri; Cypriniformes; Cyprinidae.